AUGGCAGAUGUGGACAUUGCUCCAAAUUUCGGCCUUGAGCUGAAGGAUGGCUUCAAACCAGCCAAUGCCUGGGUUGCAAAUGGCAUAAACUGGCUUGGUGACAUCGAGCAGUUCUAUCGGGAGAGGAGCGUCAUCGAGAAGGAAUACAGUGCUAAGCUCAAUGCGCUGGCUAAGAAGUAUUACGAGAAGAAGUCCAAGAAAUCGAGUAGUCUAAGUGUCGGGGAGACACCUACUAUGACUCCUGGGUCAUUGGAGAGUGCUUCCCUGACGACUUGGACGACUCAAUUAACAACCCUCGAGUCCCGAGCUGGGGAACAUGACAGAUAUAGCGGGGAGCUCAUAUCACAGCUAGCGGAUCCUCUGAAGGUUAUUGCAACACGAUUUGAAGAGCUUCGGAAGCGCCAUGUCGAAUACGCGGAGAAGCUGGAGAGGGAACGGGAUGCCACAUAUGGCGAUUUGCGGAAGAUGAAGGGCAAAUACGACGCAGCUUGUCAGGAAGUCGAGAACAAGCGUAAAAAGACCGAGUCGUCCUUUGAUUAUGGGAAAUCCAAAGCACAGAAUGCGUACCAGCAGCAGAUACUCGAGAUGAACAAUGUCAAGAACACCUACUUAAUCGCCAUCAAUGUCACCAAUAAACAGAAGGAGAGGUACUACCAUGAAUAUGUGCCGGACCUACUCGACAGUCUUCAGGAUCUCGCGGAGUCACGGACAGCGAAGCUUAAUGGGAUUUGGUCGCUGGCAGCGCAACUGGAAACUGGGAUGCUGAAGCGUAGCUUAGACUACGUCAAUCACCUAUCACAAGAGAUCCCCCGAAAUCAACCUCCAUUAGACUCUAUGAUGUUUGUCAGGCAUAACGCCGGGCAGUGGCAAGAACCGCCUAACAAAGUCUUUGAACCUAGCCCUGUGUGGCACGAUGACGAUGCUAUGGUUGUUGAUGAAACUGCGAAGGUCUUCCUUAGGAACGUAUUAAGUAAGUCAAAAUCGCAGCUAGGUGAGCUGCGGAGGGAAGUUGAUAAGAAAAGGAGGGAGGUGGAAGGCACAAAACGUGUAAAGCAACAAAUCCGAGAAGGCAAAGAUAAGCGAGACGAAGUUGACGUUGUUCGAGCGAUCUUUGCGCUCCAAGAAGAUUUACAUGAAGUGGACCACAGGCGCUUGACAGCAGAAGUCGAGACAUCUACGAUUACCUCCGCUGUCGGAGACGUCACGCUGGGAGCAAAGAGCCACAACUUCAAGUCGCAAACCUUCAAAAUACCAACAAAUUGCGACCUGUGCGGUGAUCGCAUAUGGGGGCUCUCGGCCAAAGGCUUCGACUGUCGAGAUUGUGGAUACACAUGUCACAGCAAAUGUGAGAUGAAAGUGCCCGCCGAAUGUCCAGGAGAGCAGAGCAAGGAGGAGAAGAAGAAAUUGAAGAACGAGCGUCAAGAUGCUGCGAAUUCCCUACGGGUACCAAGUACACCUUCAGGGAGCGUCUCAGAACUUCCUACCAUGAGCCGCUCGAACACCAUGAAUUCUUUGAGUUCGGGAUAUGCCGCCAGUGCACAUCGAUCGGUCUCAACCAGCGGGCCACGAUCGCCAGUGGAGGAGACACCACCUGACAGACCUAAUUCAUUAAAGCCAACCAAUACUGGAACUAGCACGUUGAGAAAGAACAGGGUAAUUGCUCCACCUCCCACUGCGUAUAUCAGCGAGUUACCUGGCAGUGCUCCCAAUGGGUCUUCAUCGGGCGAGCAGAAAGCGAAGAUGCUGUAUUCUUACGACGCGAAUGGCGAAGGAGAAAUUACGGUUUCAGAAGGGAAGGAAGUGGCUAUCCUAGAACCAGACGACGGUGGAUGGACUAGAGUCAAAGCCGGCUUCAAAGACGGCCUCGUCCCAACUGCGUAUCUAGAAAUACUCGCCACACCGGCACCGGCACCAGCACCUCGCCCCUCGUCCAUCUACUCCAACUCCGGCUCCUCCAUAGCUGGCAGCAUGCAGGGUAAGAAACAAGGCCCAGCCGUGGCGCCGAAGCGUGGAGCGAAGAAACUUAAGUAUGUUGAGGCGCUGUAUGAGUAUGCGGCUCAGAGUGAUGCAGAACAUAGUAUGUCCGAGGGCGAGAGGUUUGUAUUGAUCAAGGAGGAUCCGGGGGAUGGAUGGGCGGAGGUCGAGAAGGGAGGAGUUACGAAGAGCGUUCCGGCAAACUAUGUACAGGCUGUUUAG
Venustampulla echinocandica is the source of this 2196-nucleotide messenger RNA. Its product is annotated as Cysteine-rich. Gene Ontology annotation, molecular function: protein binding. The coding region runs from base 1 to 2196 and encodes 731 amino acids. The transcript has 4 exons. The record is from RefSeq and is a predicted model, not a curated record. NCBI's taxonomy places the organism in Eukaryota, Fungi, Ascomycota, Leotiomycetes, Helotiales, Pleuroascaceae. Gene Ontology annotation, biological process: regulation of actin filament polymerization.